Messenger RNA from Colletotrichum chrysophilum, 900 nucleotides. RefSeq lists its product as uncharacterized. NCBI's taxonomy places the organism in Eukaryota, Fungi, Ascomycota, Sordariomycetes, Glomerellales, Glomerellaceae. The record is from RefSeq and is a predicted model, not a curated record. Gene Ontology annotation, cellular component: COP9 signalosome. The coding region runs from base 1 to 900 and encodes 299 amino acids. The transcript is spliced from 2 exons.
AUGGAGCAAACGAAAGCUCUCAACGCUCUGGAGCCCUUCCUGGCCCUCAGCAAAUCGGCAACAUCCCCUCGCGCCGCCGCCGACCUCAUCACCCGCGCAACAUCCAACCCAAACACCUUCCUCUUCACAGAACUCCUCUCAACACCUCAGAUCCAGGCCCUCGCCUCAAACCCAGAGUUCCUCCCCCACCUGACCCAGCUCGAGCUCUUCUCCCACGGCACGUACGCCGCCUACCAAACCACCCCGAACCUGCCGCCCCUCAACGAUGCCCAAACCCUCAAGCUGCGCCAGCUCACCCUCCUUACCCUCGCCCGCGAGCGCUCCAACCUCUCCUACGCCAACCUCCAAACCGCCCUCGACUUGCCCACCCCGCGCGCCCUCGAAGACCUCGUCAUCUCCGCAAUCUACGCCGGCCUGAUCGACGCCACCCUCGACCCCCACCGCCAGGUCGUCCAGGUGAACUCCCUCGCCGCCCUCCGCGACCUCGCACCCGGCGCCGUCCCGCCCAUGAUCCGCGCCCUGCACGCCUGGUCCGCCCGCUGCGAGUCCACCCUCGGCGACCUCGAGUCCCAGAUCGCGAGCAUCCGCAAGACGGCCAGCGACCGCGUCCGCGACAAAGCCGAGCAGGACCGCAAGCUGGCCCGCCUGGUGGACGAGGCCGGCAAGGAGCCCGCAGACCCCAAUGCGCGCAAGUUCCCCGUUGGACACGCCGUUGUUGGCGGCGAGCGGGCGUUUCUGGGACACUCUUCGCGGUCGAGUCGGUACAACAAGCGGGGCAGCACGAGCAUGAUGGACAACACGGAGGAGGUUGACGACGAGGCCAUGGACGUGGACGAGGAUGACGAGGAGCAGGAGAAGAAGCGCGCCAGUAGACGAAAGACUGCCUCGGGUCGCGCGUAG